AUGGAACGCACCCAAGGAAAGGAACUGGCUGACAUAGCAUGGCCAAUAGUGAGGAUAUUCAAGAACUUGUGGCACUCAGGCGAGGUAUCAAAUAUUUCACUCCAAAUAGUAAAUACAGAAGAGAAGCUGGCAAAGAGGAUACUUGCAAUGAAAUCCAAAUCUAUGAGGAAAGUAAAGACACCAACGUUCUGGAAUUUACAAAAUAAAAUAAUUCUUUUUACCGUGGUUCUCUUUAUCAUAGGUGUUAUAACCUGGACCUUACUGUGGCUCUUCAUUGUUCAGCCAGGAGGUGAAGAUGCUUUGUAUUUUGUUGGAUUAUUUCGUGUUGCCAACAUAGAGUUUCUCCCAGAACACAGGCGGAAGGAAUCAAGAGAAUUCCUGUCGGUGGCACAGAACGUGCAGCAAGUGAUGAACUUGGUUUAUACAACAUCUGCCUUCUCCAAGUUCUAUAAGCAGUCCAUUGUUUCAGAUGUCAGUAACAACAACAAUGGAGGCCUUCUUGUUCAUUUCUGGAUAGUAUUUGUGGUACCACCAGCAAAAGGCCAAGUAUUCUGUGAAGACUGUGUAGCUGCCAUUUUAAAGGACUCUAUUCAGACGAGUAUUGUCAACCGGACUUCUGUGGGGAGUCUUCAAGGUCUUGCAGUGGACAUGGAUUCCAUUGUUCUGAGCGCUGGGCUUCGAUCAGAUUAUUCUUCAGCAACUGGAACAGGUUCAAGUUGCAUAUAUGACCUGUAUGCAGAUCACCUGCACCAGCACUUUCCCUUGGAUAUCACUGCUACCUCAGGGAUGAUGAUCUGUUAUUUCAAACUGAUUGCAUUAGUUGGCCAUCUAAUCCGUCUCUCAAUAGCAUCUAUUCAGAUUGAAGCGGAUAACUGUAUCACAGACUCGCUGACCAUUUAUGACUCUCUGAUGCCAAUCAAAAGUAAGAUAUUGUACCGAAUAUGUGAACCAACCAACUCCUUAAUGUCAUUCGUUUCCACAAAUAAUUUGAUGCUGGUCACGUUUAAGUCUACACAAACACAGAAACUGAAGAAAUUCCAUGGCUUUUUUGAGGUCAUUGCACAAGAAAAGUGUGGAAAAACAAUACUGGCAAAAGAAAAAAGUGGGUAUGAGGGGAGAAUCAUGAGUCCCUAUUACCCAAGCUACUAUCCUCCAAAAUGCAUUUGUAUGUGGAAUUUCCAGACUCCUCAGAAGAACCUAGGUAUAGCACUGAAGUUUCAUAACUAUACCGUAAGUGAGAAAAGCAUCAAAGGCUGUGAGCGGGGAUGGUGGAAAAUUAAUGAGCACAUGUACUGUGGUUAUUAUGUUGAUCACCAAACAGUCUUCCGUGUUGCAAGCUCUGUAGUUAAUGUUGAGCUUCAGUGUAGUUCCAGGCUUUCCGAGCAGCCACUUCUGGUGGAAUAUGGAAGUUACAACAUCAGCCAACCAUGUCCAGCUGGCUACUUUGAAUGCUCCACUGGUUUAUGCAUUCAGCAGGUGCAGCGCUGUGAUGGGAUAAAUGACUGCUUUGAUGAAAGUGAUGAGCUCUUCUGUGCUGUACCCAGGCACAACUGUAAUUCCAGCUUCUUGAUGCAGCAUCAUUCACUUGCUUGCAAUGGAAUAGCUGACUGUGAAAAUGACAGCGAUGAGCAGAACUGCACUGAAAGUAUUCCUUGUACCAAGUAUACUUUUAAGUGCAGCAAUAACAUUUGCAUUAGAAAGCGAAAUGCAAAAUGUGAUGGGACAGUGGACUGUAUUGAUCAAAGUGAUGAAAACAACUGCAGCUGUGGCAGCAGCAGAAACAGUCAUGUCCAUGUCCAUCGAAUCAUAGGAGGCUCUGACACAGAAGAAGGUGAAUGGCCUUGGCAAGUCGGUCUCCAUUUUGUGGGAGUUCCUCAUUGUGGGGCUUCAGUGAUUGCAAGGGAAUGGCUUGUGUCUGCAGCUCAUUGUUUUCAGGGGACCAGGUUAUCUGAUCCUAGAGCUUGGACUGCACACUUGGGGAUGCGCACUCAAGGGAAGGCCAAGUUUGUGUCUUCAGUCAGACGAAUCAUUGUCCAUGAAUACUACAACAGCAGAAACUAUGACUAUGAUAUUGCACUGCUACAGUUAAGCAUACCUUGGCCUGACACAAUGAGACAUGUCAUUCAGCCCAUCUGCAUACCUCCUCUUUCACAUAAAGCACAUGGGGGUGAGAAGUGCUGGGUAACAGGUUGGGGCCAAAGGCAAGAGGCAGAUGAUGAUGGUUCAGCAAUUCUGCAGAAAGCAGAAAUAGGAAUUUUUGACCAAACACUGUGUCAUUCGAUAUAUGGGCUUAUCACAGCCAGGAUGCUAUGUGCGGGGGUUAUGUCUGGGAAAAGAGAUGGCUGCAAAGGUGAUUCUGGUGGACCUCUGUCAUGUCGAAACAAUUAUGAUGGGAAAUGGUUUUUGACUGGUAUUGUUAGCUGGGGCUAUGGCUGUGGAAGACCAAAUUUUCCUGGAGUCUACACAAGGGUGUCAAAUUUUGCUCCGUGGAUUCACAGAUAUGUGCCUUCAGUUUUGUAAUUCAGAAAUGGUCAACUUGGAACAA
Alligator sinensis (Chinese alligator) is the source of this 2545-nucleotide messenger RNA. RefSeq names its product transmembrane serine protease 7 (gene TMPRSS7). The record is from RefSeq and is a predicted model, not a curated record. Bases 1 to 2520 code for a protein of 839 amino acids. Gene Ontology annotation, molecular function: protein binding; serine-type endopeptidase activity. NCBI's taxonomy places the organism in Eukaryota, Metazoa, Chordata, Crocodylia, Alligatoridae. Gene Ontology annotation, biological process: proteolysis. Gene Ontology annotation, cellular component: plasma membrane. The transcript has 18 exons.